GGGGGGGGCUGUCCCACCUUGGCUCUUUUUCUGGGCAUAGACCUUGAAGAAGUCAUGGCCACCUCCCGGGAUGAGAAGGAGCUGCUGUGGGCCUGGCAGGGCUGGCAGGAUGCUGUGGGUCAUCAGCUCUGCAUCACCUUCAAGUGCUAUGUGCAGCUCAGCAACAAGACUGCAAAGCUCAACGGUUACAAAUACAUGGGGGCCUUGUGGCGGUAAGAGUCUGACACCCUGGAACACGACCUGGAGCAGCUUUACCAGGAGCUGCAGCCACUCUACCUAAACCUGCACACCUACAUGUUCCGGGCCCUGCACUGCCACUACGGGUCAGAGCUUAUCAACCUGCGGGGACCCAUCCCUGCCCACCUCCUGAGGAACAUGUGGGCUCAGUUCUGGGUCAACAUCUUAGACCUGGUCCUACCCUUCCCAAAGAAGCCUCUUGAGGACAUCACAAAAGUCAUGAAAAGCCAACACUGGAAGCCCUCAAAAAUGUUUGAAGGGGCUGAAAAAUUCUUCACCUCCCUGGGGCUGCUUUCCACCCCUCCCAACUUCUGGAAAACUUCAAUGAUGGAAAGGCCAACCGAUGGGCGAGAGGUGGAGUGCCACGCCUCUGCCUGGGACUUCUACAACGGCAAGGACGUCAGGGUAAAGAAGUGCACCGAGGUGACCAUAGAAGACCUGCUCUCCAUCUUCCACCAAAUGGGCCAUAUCCAGUACUUCUUGCAGUACGAGAACCUCUCUGUGAUCUUCCGUGCAGGAGCCAACCCAGCCUUUGAAGAGGCCGUGGGGUCGAUGGUCACCCUCUCGGCCUCCUCCCACAAAUACUUGCUCAACAGAGGCCUGCUCAGCCACCAGCACCAGGACUCAGAGGAGGAGGUCAAUUUCCUGAUGGGCAUCACCCUGGAGAAGAUUGCCUUUAUCCCCUUCGCCAACCUGAUGGACCUGUUUCGCUGGAAGGUCUUUGAUGGCACCAUCCAGAAGGACGUCUACAACCAGGAGUGGUGGAACUUGAGGUUGAAGUACCAGGGCCUGUGCCCCCCCCCCAUCCCUCGGACAGAGGAUUACUUUGAUCCUGGUGCCAAGUUCCACAUUUCUGCCAGCGUGCCCUACAUACGGUACUUCAUCAGCCUAGUACUCCAGUUCCAGUUCCACGACGCUCUGGCCUCAGGCCAUGUGGGCCCAUUGCACCGAUGUGACAGCUAUAACUCCAAGAUAGCUGAGAAGCUCCUGGAGGAUGUCCUAAAGCUGGGCUCAAGCAAGCCCUGGCCAGAAGUCCUGCAGAAGAUAACCGGGCAGACCAAAGUGUCUGCAAAGGCCCUCAUGACUUACUUCAAGCCCCUCUUGAACUGGCUGGCCACCGAAAAUGUGCGGCAGGGGGAGAUCCUGGGCUGGCCAGACUUCAGCUGUACCUUGAAGAAAAAGACACAGACAAGGUGACAUUUCUGAGUCUGGAGCUGGACGCUGACCAGGCCAAAUUUGGGCAGUGGGUGCUGCUGGCCCUCAGCUUUGUCAUGUUCCUGGUGGCCCUACUGCUGGCCUGCAGGCUGUACUCCCUGGAAAAAAGGUCGUUGUCCCAGAACACCAAGGCACAGAACACCGGUUCACAGGACUCCAGUGCACUCAAGACACAGCCCAAGGCCUACUUCCUGGGGAUAGCCAUGGAGCCCUGCCUGGUUGCCAAAAGACAGUGGAUCCUGCUGGUCCUCUGCCUCAUCCUGACGCUGUGCUCAAUCAGCCUGAUCAUUCAAAUUCUCACACAGCACAACAGGAAGCCUCUGUGGAUGAGAGCUGAAUGGUGGAGCUGGGACUAGACACCAGUACAACUGCUGUUAGCACCGUAAUGGCAGGACAAGGAGUGUGCCCCUGCAUAACAUCUUUAGGUGGCACAGGCCGUAGAACAUAGAAGACUUGGAAACUGUAUGAAUGAGAAAGCUCUAAGUCCCUCCUCAGAGCUCAGCAUCCUGCUCUGAGUUCAUGAGAAACAGCCCCACCUUUCCUACACAGUCAGCCUGCACCUCCACACAAGGGGCAGCCAGGACAACUCUGCCCCACUAGGAGGCCACACUUGCAGCCCUCCCAUUCCCCAGCCACAGUGGCCAACAAGGCCCCCAUCAGGCAUUGUGGCUCUGCAUGGCAAAGGCACACCCAGCCUAGGACUCCAAGCCUCUCAUCUGGACUCCAGCGAAAACCUCACUGAGCCUCCUUGUCCAUCCUCUCUCCCCCACCCGCCAUUGUAAAGUUUCUUUCACUGAAAUACUUCCUUUGUGUCUAACUACUCAAGAACUUGGUUGUCCAUCAAUUAAAUCUAGAUGUUCAAAAUGGCA
Messenger RNA from Leopardus geoffroyi (Geoffroy's cat), 2321 nucleotides. Its product is annotated as angiotensin-converting enzyme-like protein Ace3. Gene Ontology annotation, biological process: proteolysis. Gene Ontology annotation, molecular function: peptidyl-dipeptidase activity; metallopeptidase activity. The record is from RefSeq and is a predicted model, not a curated record. Lineage: Eukaryota; Metazoa; Chordata; Mammalia; Carnivora; Felidae. Gene Ontology annotation, cellular component: plasma membrane.